AUGAAGGCAGCGGCGGCGGCGGGCGGGAGCGGGGCCCCGUCGGGGCGCGGCGGGGCCGUCGGGGGCCGUCGGGCGCGGGCGCUGCUGGCCGUGGGGCUCAACCUGCUGGCGCUGCUUUUCUCGGCCACGGCCUUCGGUACGACGCACUGGUGCGAAGGGACGCAGCGGGUGCCCAAGCCCACCUGCGGGCCCCACAAGCGCACCAACUGCCUCGACUACGGCUACGAAGCCGCCGCCAACGAGACGGCGCGCAACGGCUCCUCGCCGCCCGCCUCCAACGUGGUGCACUACAGCUGGGAGACGGGCGACGACCGCUUCCUCUUCAGGUACUUCCACGCCGGCAUCUGGUACUCGUGCGAGGAGAACAUCAACACGCCCGGUGAGUACCUGCGGGGCGGAGAAGCCUGCGGCGGGACAACGGCACCGCGCGCAGCAACCUCCCCAAGGCCCCGGGCUCAUCCGCCGCCCGAGAGGCUUCGUGCCCCGCCGGCAGGGGACGCUGUUCGCGGUGGUGGUGGGGCGCUCCAGGGCCCGGCUCUGUUGGACUUCUGGCCGGGCGGGAGGGCGCCUGUCCCCCUGCCCGUCUGCCUGGGACUCGGAGGGAGGCUUGGGCUGCUGCAGCAGAGGCCUCCUCGGAAGUAAUCCCACCGUAGCUGAGUGGCGCUUACGCGCAGGUAAGUCUGCCCGGCCUUGCAGCAUCUGCUGGCGUUGCUGUGGCGACGGCGGAUGGCGCGUUGGCACGGGCAGCGUCGCAGGCAGCAGGCAAGGCGGCCUCUGCCCGCUCCGGCCAACCCGGAGGAGGGGGUCCGGCCUCAAGCACAGCGCAGGGAUGGGGGCUCCCGAGGAGCCCAGUCCAAUGCCCCCCUCGCGGGCGGCGGGUUCUCUUCCGCCCCUUCCCCUUCCUUGGUUCCCUCAUCCUUGCGCCGCGCAGGAGGGUCGUUCCAGCGCUCUUGGUCGAGGGCAGUGUGCUUCGAGGCUCCGGGCUCAUCCCGACCCGGAAGAGGCAUCCCGGGCCUCCAUGUAUUCUCCGCUGGCUCCCAGGCUGCUCUCCUCCAAAUCCCUGCCUUCGCACACUUUCCUCUGCCGCGGCCCGGAUUUUCUGGUAGCCUCAGAAUAUCCCUGGUAUGAGAAAACCCAGGUUGAAGGAGCCGAAAGACGGCAAUAUGGACAGCAAAGAAUCAACGGAGGUCCGGGGAGUUUCCUGUCCAUAUGAGAUGGCAGUAUGGAUGAGCCCUCUGCCUCCUCAUGGGCUUGUCCCCCUCCACGUUGAGUCCUGCCGGGGGCCGUGCCCCCGUCUUUGCUGCGAGCCACGGAUGGAGCAGCCGGAGGCUCUCCUGGUCCCCUGGGACACCCCUGCUUCGUGGCUCCCCCGCAAACCAGCUGCGGAUGCCCUCCUGUCUCCAACAAAGCAUGGCGCAGUUCACCUGCUCACUUAGAAGUGUCUCUGAGGGUCCCCCCACCUUUAAAACAUGCUGGGCAAUUAAGUCCUGGAGUCCCAACUUUGUUUCUGAUUCUACACGAGAAACAUUCCCCAAAACCUGCAAGUUACAUCAGUGCCAAACUAGUUGUGUGGGUGAAAUAAACCAGCAUGGUAGUUUUUUGAAAAAGAAGUUAAAUAGCAGCCUGGGCAGCUUGGGAGGGGGGUGGGAGUGGGAAGGUGGGAGAGUUUAAGCCUGCCAUGGUUGAGACAGUAAUGGACACCCCCGCCAGCUGCUCUUUGCAUCUCAAGCAAAGCUCUUGAUUUGAUCUCCCCCCAGCUCCUUCAAAGCACCCCACAACUUCACCAGGGCAUUCCAUGGGUGCGUGCACCCCCUUUUUAUAUGGAACAUAUGAAGCUGCCUUAUGAAGCCAGACCAUUGGCCCACAUAGCUCUGCACUGUCUGCACUGACCGGCAGCUGCUCUCUAGGGAUUCUGGCAGGAGUCCCUCCCAGCCCCACCUGGAGAUGGACCUGGGACCUUCUGACUGCAAGGCACUUGCUCUGCCACUGAGCUGCCAGGAUCCUUCCCCUGGGCUGUGCAAGCCUUCCAGCAAAGGAGCAACCGGGGCUGAGCUUGCGGGCAGCUGCGCAGCGUCUCUGAGGUCUGGAAGUUGCUCAGCUUGAGGGGUUGAAGCCUCUCCCUGCAGACUCAGGCAUCUCGGCUUUCGCUUCAUGGAGCGCUGAGCUCUGUGUUAAACUGUGGCUCUCUUAUAAUCAGCUGUGUGUGUCUGGGGAAACCUUGUCCUGUAGUCGAGAUAAGCAGCGUUAAUGCUUUGAUUCAUCAGCCAUCAGGGAGGGAAUAAUUGCUCCACUUCCUGAGCAGGGCAAAGCUCCCUAGCUCCCUCCAGCAUCCCCCAGGGAACUGGGCUGCAGGGGGACGGCUUGCGUAGCUAGAAGACGGCUCUCCCAAGGCAGCUUGUAAGGCUGGGGGGUCUGAGAAGAACCCUUGGUCCAGCCUUGUCUCCUCAGAGGAGCAACAGCUCUCUGGGGUCUCCAGCGGGGGGGGGGGGAGGGCCUCUUCCAGCACCUGUUGCUGCUACCCAGGGUACUACGUGUUACAGAAAAAACCUGCUCCUUUUCCCUUCUGGGGUAUCCAAGAGCCCGUAUAGAGUCCUUAAGAGGGUUCACUAUCGGUAGGGAUAAUAUGGAGAAGAAAAGCAAUCAGUAAGCCUGAUCUUUAUUAAACUGUUGCAACAGGGUCCUCACUCACCCCACGCAGGAGGGAGGAGGAACCCAGAACAAUGGUGCGCAAGCCCUUAUAGAGACUUUUGAAAUUGCCCACCUUGUAGCCCAAGACCACCCCUCAAAACAUCAUUCAUACAUCACAGAAGGGGGCAUCUGCAGCAGAAAUCCUGUUUGCCAGAAUAUCUGUUAAUGGUCACUGAUUGCUUUACCUGGGCAGCCUGGCCAUUCUUUUGUGAUGGUCAAUAUUUUAAUUCCUGAAUCCAGGUCACAGGUUCACCAUAUCCAUACACACAUAUGCUCUUAAGAUGGGAGUUGCCUCCCUUACUGCAGAGGAACAUUUGAGGUCACUGAAAGAUGGCUUCAGGAUUACUCUCCUGUACUAUUUCAGAUACAUGGUUUAUAUACUUAUGUAUGUGUUUGCCUUGUACAUUUAUGAACGUUUAUUUUAUGUUUGGGACCUUACAGUUCUUAUAACAUAAGGAUUGGGACCCAGGGCCUCCUGCAGAUGCUUGAGCUUACUCUGAGCAGCGACUCUCAGGUAGUCUCUUUAUCUGAGCCACUUAAAUUUCUGAAACUCUAAAAGCCACCGUCAGUCUCAGAGUUGCUACGAGCUUUUCCUGCCGAAGUCUGGAGUGUUGGUCAUAAAUGCACUUGUAAGAAGUGCCUGCUGGAUCAGGCCCAUGGCCCCUCUAGUCCGGCAUCCUGUUCUCACAGUGGCUAACCAGGUGCCUGUGGAAAACCAGCAAGCAGGAUUCGAACACAGGAGCGACUCUCCCCUCCCGUGGCUUCUAGCAACAGGCAUUCAGAAGCAUCCCUGCCUCAGUCGCCCUCGAUAGCCCUCUCCUCCAUGCAUCUGUCUAAACUUGACUCAGAGGAGACCUUUGAGGGAGGCCUGCAGCUCAGCGCAUCGACUGCGCAGCUUCUCCCUGGGUGUGUGGGCUCCUGGUGGGGAAAGGGCUUGGUUUUGCCUGUGCCUGUUGUUUGUGCCAAAACAGCCCUGCACGCUCCAUCUGUGUCUGUUUUGCAAAGAUGCUUUCACUGCCAUAGCCAGAAGCAGGUGCUGGAAGUAAGCAGAGGAAGAGCUGCAGCCCCCCUGGACCUCACUCCUCCCCCCCUCUUGCAACCAUGGGCCAAGGGGAGCAGUGGUGGCUGUUGGGAGGGGAGGGGGACGCAGGGCACGAAGUCCUGCCAGGGUGGGGAGUACCGACUCCUUCCAAAUUCCGGUGUAUUUGGGACUGGGAAAAGGCAGUGCGUCUGCCCAGCUCCCCUGCCAAGUCUGAAAUUAAAUCUAAAAAGCUUAGAAGAAGAUCAGUUAUACAAUAUGCUCAAAAAUAGCAGGAAUAAAUCCUCAGCAGCAAAGAGGGAGUGAUGGCACUUUGUUGUGUGGAGGGGGGGGGCAUGGAAGUCACCUUCCCGGGCUGCUGGUUAAAGUCAAAGGUCAGGUCUCACCCCCCCCAUCAGUCACAGUGGGGCAGUUUUUGGUGAGGAAGCCUAGUUGGGGGUGCAGGGGCCACUGAAAGACAGAUUCCUGCUAGGAUGUGCCUGAGGUCACGGCAGCGGGGGAAAGAUGGAAGACGAUCUGCUUCUCAAGUGUCCUUCAGAAAACCUGCAUUUGAUGAAGCUCCAAGAAGGCUCUUAAAUUGGUCAUCGUCUGGGGACCCAGUAAACGGAAUCAGCAGGGAGCCAGCAGGCAUUGCGGCCCAGUGGGAGGGAAAGGAGGCAAUUCUCCUGCAAAGGUCCCAAAUAAAUCAGCAUGGUGUGCUGUUUCUGUUGACACACUUCACUUUUAAAAAGUGUGGGGGCUGUGGGGGGCUCAGCUGCUUUCAGAUUAAAGCAACAACAAUGGGGCAAGGCUACAAGGGGGGGGACACACAUUCAAAGAGCCGUGGAAAUGGAAGGUUUUUGAGAGAAGUGCUUUGAAACAUGCAUCAUGCCUGCUGCAAAAUGCUCUCAUUUGCAUCUUUAUUAUUAAUUAUUAUUAUUUCAUUUCUAUACCACUUUAUAUUUUUAAGAAAAAUCUCAAAGCGGUUUACAGCUUACUAAACAUCAAUGAAACAAUGCAGAAUCAAAUGUUUCUGAAGAAAGUCAACUAUAAAGCACACAGUCAAAGCAACACAAUUAACAGGAAACCAAAAUACCAUCUCAAAGAUUUCAAAAUAAAACAUUACAAAGGAGGUCAGCUACAGAAUACAUAUUUAACACAAACAAAGCUAACAUUGCCAAGUGAAGUCAAAUAUAAAAUGCACAUUUAAAACAGCAUAAUUAACAAGAGAAUAAAAUAUUACAAGCAUGGCACGGCUGUUUGGCAGGCACAAAAAGAUGAGGCAGAAUAAUCCAAUAAUUAGGAUUUGUUGCCAGGCGUAGCAAUGUCCCUCUGGUCUCCCUGGAGCCUCUUUAGUAGAGCUGGUGAGUGUGGGUCUCGCCCCCUAGGCCAGGAGGAAAGGGCCUUGCAGGGAGCGGCCUUCACGACUGUAGCGUCUGUAGCAGAUGGGAAGAAAGUCCAGAAAUAACUUGACACUUUUGCUGUUAGAAAAAGGCAGGGAGUUCUUGCUCUCCAUCCCUUCCCUGCUAAUUCCUAGCCCUGGACUCCCCUCUCUCUGUGUGUCUCUUGUGCUAUUAGGGUCGACUCCUGUGAGCCGAAUGGCGGUCUGUGGGCUUCCUUUUGCCAAAGGGGCACUUUAAAAGGUGCCAAGGAAAAUCAGGGCCCGUGGCAUUCCAGGGUGAUUCGUUUCCCUUGUGUGUGGAGCUGAGUCUUUGCUGCGGCCACUGAGCUGGGAAUUAGCACUGCAGCUUUUAACGAAGGAGCUGGAGUCUUGCCGGGUCAAUGAGACUUGGGGGCUGAGUCCAAGUUCAGUUCCAGACGCUUGCUUUCAGGUUCCUUGUGGGUGAGAGUAGCUCAGUCGGGAGCAUAGUUGUCAACGUUUCCCUUUUUUAAAGGGAAAUUCCCUUAUUCUGAAUAGGAUUCCUCGCAAGAAAAGGGGAAAAUUGACAGCUAUGGUCGGGAGAGCAUGGAAACCGUAGGAGGGGAGAAUGUUCCUGUGCUGAUGUUCAACUUGCAGGCUUCCCUUAAUGGGCAUUUGGUUGCCCACUGUGAGAACAGGAUGCCGGACCAAAUGUCCCUUGGCCUGAUCCGGCAGGCUGUGCUUAGUCCCCUAGUGCUACUUUCUGGUUGGGGACGCAGGUGGUGCUGUGGUCUAAACCACUGAGCCUCUUCUGGGACAGCGCCAUCGGCAAUGGCAGAGUUCCUCUGACAGAGAGGAACCCGCUCCGUGAAAAUCGGGUCUUGCCGCCGCGGCAAAGGCGGAGACCCUUUAAAAAUCCCAGGCAGAGGAAGCCUGGGAACGUGGGAUUCGGCUGACACUAGGAGCGCCUCCCCUACUCGCAGGGAAACCCUUUUUCGGGGGUCCGAAGCGACGUGGGGUGAGUGGCGCGGUGUUUUGAAUCAACCGCUACUUUUACGGAGUGAAGCCGCACAGCCGUUGCCGGAGAGCGCUGACCUUUUCCUGUGGACAAUUGGACUCUAAACAAGUACCCGUGAGUAGAACGGAAAAUUGGAUUAAGUACUAAGAAAUAUUUUAAUUUGGCACCGAAACGGGAAGGUUCUAAACAGGAAGUCCGCCUCCCGUUUUUUGUAAAUAGAUGGAAGCAAAAACUUUGUAAGCUAAAGUCUGGAAAGACGUACAUAAAGUUCUAAAUUUCCUUCAUUCAUUACCACCAAAACCCCUCUUGGAAGCAGGAGAAAAGAGGGGGAUUUUUGACUGUUUAAGCCUGCAGGAGAGAGAGUAAAGAAAGAAAAUUUUUCCACCGUCUCAAACCUGGGAAUGGGGUGUCAGAGACAGAAAUUUAUGGGGAAAGUUCAUCGACUGUGAACGGAACGUCUUUUGACAGAUAGUAAAAAAAAAAAAAAAAAGAGAGAGAGAAAUAUAUUGAUUCCAAUGUUGCUUCUUGCAAUCAAAAGAAACAAAGUAUUUGAAAAGUGAAAGUAAUUUUUCCUUGUUGGUCCUGCUUUUAAAAGAUGGAUACAAAUAGAAAUUGUCUCCUCUAGAGGGAGCUUGUUAAUUUGUUGCUGGAGCUGAUCUGGGGACCUCACAGCUGUAUGAUUAGGAUCGUGAGACCAGACUCUAACCUUGGGGGGAAAAAUGUGUUUACAAGAAGUCUUGGUGCUUGCUCUUUGCAAGACACGUGCUUUGCUGGAGCAGAUGCAUGAGAAGAUGGAUUUGAUGACUGUCGCAGUAAAAAACUUUGGACAAACGGCGAAUACCCAUAUAGAAACCAUUCAGGAACCAGCCCAGGAAUCUGUUUUGAUAGGGCAAGCGCAAGGGCAGAAGAAAAUGGAGGAGGUGGUUGUUGAACCUCAAAUAACACAAAUGGAGAGACCUGAGGCCUUGCAGGAGUACAAGCCUCUGUUCUUGAAGUCUGAAUCUGGAGUGGACCAGGGGGGGUCUGGAGUUGUGAGGGCUCUUAAUUUUGGAAGGACUUUGAAACAUGCUUUUAAAUACUUUCUGGAUUACAGUGUGGACUGUGGGGAAUGGGACUGUGGGGAAUGGGACUGUGGGGAAUGGGCUGAUCUGCUGAGGAGAGAUGGAGAUACUUUUGGAUUGGAGUCCUCCCGAGACCUACCCCCCAAUGAGAAAGGAAAGGAAAUAAGAAAAAGAUCAACAAAAGAUAACGUAAAGGGCAGGUAUAAACAAGAAGAAGACCUGCAGAAGGGACAUGGAAAAGAUUUAAGAGCCUCGGACAUAAGAACACCAGGUUGAUGGAUUAGAUAGACGAGAAAGGACUGACAAAACCCAAGAUCAAGAAGAAGAGACGAUGGAUGAAGAUUGGAAGAAAGUUUUAAAAUUUAUUUAGAAAAGUAUUGUAAAAUUAAUGAGUAUUAGAAAAAUGUUGGAAUGAAAUUAUUUGGCUCUAGCAGAAAUGUCAAAAAGAAUCAUGAAAGAAUAUGUUAUGGUUAAAAGAAUUUGGUAUAUAUAAGUUUUAAGUUUUAAGUUUUAGGGCUUUUUAGGUAAGAUAAGGUUAAAAUAGAUUAAGGUAAUUAAAAUGACAGAAUAUUGUGAAAGAUGGAAAGGAUUUGCUGAGAUAAUCAACAACUAGAAUACAAAAAAGGGAGGUGUGAGGAGGUCGUGGAAAUAAGUUAAUGAAAGUUAAGGAUUUGGGAAUAUUAGACUUGUUUUUUAAUUGUUUGUUUAUUCUUGUUUUUUGAUUUAGAUGUAUUGUGUGUUUUGUUAUUUUUUUGACUUUGGUUUUUAUUGAUCUGUAUUGUUUAAUUGUUAUGUUUAUCUACUUCUUUCUCUCUUUUUCUCUUUCUCUUGUUUUUUCUUUCUUCUUUCUUUGUAACUUUAAAUUUCUCAAUAAACAUCAUUUAAAAAAACCAAAAAACCACUGAGCCUCUUGGGCUUGCCGAUCAGAAGGUUGGCAGUUCGAAUCCCCGUGACGGGGUGAGCUCCCGUUGCUUGGUCCCAUCUUCUGCUAACCUAGCAGUUCAAAAGCACACCAGUGCAAGUAGAUAAAUAGGUACCGCUGCGGCAGGAAAGUAACUGCUGUUCCCGUGCGCUCUGGCUUCCGUCACAGGAUCCAGUUGCAAAAGAAGUGGUUUAGUCAUGCUGGCCAGCAAGCCAUGGGCCUAGACAUAUCUGGGUCUGGGCACCUUUGGAGCUGUCAAGCCACCACCCUCUCUGUCACUUUGCUCCAGAAAGGAGCAUUCGAGACCAGGUGGCAGUUUUCUAAAUCCUCUGGAAGCAGAGAGGGGCUCUUCAAGAGAGGCCACACCAUUUCCCCCUUUGAUCAAGGCAGCGGGCUUAACUCCCACACACAUUAACUACUCUCUGGACCCACCUGGCUGGCCUCUGCCUCACGGUUUGUGCCAGCCGUGAUGGGCAGGGGUGGAGAGGGCACUUGGCCUGCUACCCCUCCUGCAGGUGCCCAGCUGUGUCCACCAGCUGCUUCAGCGACUGAAGCUGAUUCUGUAGGCUGUAAUGAGACUGCUGUUUAACCAUUUGUAGUACCUCAGAGUCGAACGGAAUCUGUUCCAGAAGUCCGUUCAACUUCCAAAACGUUCAGAAACCAAGGCGCGGCUUCCGAUUGGCUGCAGGAAGUUCCUGCAGCCAAUUGGAAUCCACAUAAGCCCCGUCGGACGUUCGGGUUCCAAAGAACGUUCACAAACUGGAACACUCACUUCCGGGUUUCCUGCGUUCGGGAGCCAAAACGUUCGACUCGCAAGGCGUUCAGGAUCCAAGUUACGACUGUAUUGCUGAGGCCUCUCAAAACGCCCCUGGCCUUUCCUCUGCCAGAUGGUUGAAGCAGUUGUGUGUGGGGUGGCGAUGUGGGCGAUGUGGCUCAGGCGAGGCGGGGGUGGAUCUUAAUUACUGGCAUAGGUACCCUUCAUUAGCAGUUCAGUUUUUGCCUGCCUCUCUGCCAGCUGAUAGGGCUAUAGCAGCAAAACACAACAGGAUUCAGACUUGGGGAUAGUUUGCUCUUUCCUGCCCUUUCAUGUGCACACAUGAUGCCCCCUCCAGGGUUUCAUUUUUAUUUUUAGGGGAAGUGGAUGGAGAGAGAGAGAGAGAGAGAGAGAGAGAUCCACUACACAUUACUGUUAUUAGCACGCUAUGAAUAGUAUAAGCUAUUAAUAGCUGCAUAAAUACCAUUGUUACAUAACUCAGCAAUGUAAAAUUAUUCAUGGUUAUGCAAUCUUGCAUUGUGUGCCGUGUUGGUGAUUAAGAAGCUGACUCCUGGGGGGGGGGUGUUUUGGGCUGGAGCAGAAAGACCCCCUUGGCGAGGGGCUGCCAGGAGGAGAUCUUGCUGGCUCAGGUGGGGCAGCCUGGCAUGAAGGGGAGGGGUCUGGCUUCCCAACAUUGUAGCGUUCCCAAAACAAGGAAGGAUUGGACUCUGAUAAAAUACACACACACAGGCUUUACCAGCAAGACUCUGGGAGGGGUGUGUAUAAUCAUCAUCAUCAUCAUCAUCAUCCCUCUCCACCCCUCGGUCCAGGUCGUUUUAUUCACAAAAGAACUUUUUACACAGUGUUUUUAAGAACCAAUCAGAUUUCCUCUGAGCAUUUAAAAAACAACCAUGUGGGACAACGUCAGAUCAGAAGAAAUCCUGUUAACUACAAAGACUACUCUGAGCAUGCAUACAUAUAUAUCUGAGAGUAAAUAAAACAGGACUAGAGGAAUGCAUUCAGCAAACCCAGAGGUCAUAAACAGGCAGGGAAGGAAGGAAGGAUGGGUAGUAUUUACCAUCUCUUUGUGAACUCUCUUCCUGGCCCUAAACUAACAAUAGCUACAUCAAAGAAGCUCCCUACUAUCUCUAUGACCCAGGAUGCCUGAUGAAGCAACUGGCCUGUGUUUCAGAAUGCUUAUACAUGCCUGUCAGGUGUAGAGAAAGCAAAUGGCAGAGGUGGAGAGGCUUGUGGGAUUCGAUCAGAAACUAUUGUCAAUGAAGCAAACCCAGUCAAUGCAAUGCUUUCAUCACGGACACAAUGGCUUGAUGCAUAUUUUGUAAUUCCUCAUAGUAAUCCCAUCUGAUCACUACAUCCAUCAUUGUAGGAGGUUGGCCUACAUGACCCUUGGGAGUCCCUUCCUCCUUGCCGGGCCACAAUCCUUGUAAUCCUCAGGGGUGCUGCUGCCAGGGUUUGGAAGGAGGCGAGGGCAUUGGCCAGCUUUGCCCAACCUGCUUCCUCCAGGUGUUUUGGACUCCCAGAAGCCUCAGCAUCAUAGAAUCACAGUCAUAGGAUUGGAAGGGACCCCGGGGGGUCAUUCAGUCCAACCCCCUGUAAUGCAGGAAUCUCAGCUAAAGCAUCCAGGACAGAGGGCCAUACAAACUCUACUUAAAACCCUCCAAGGAAGGAGAGUCUGCCACCUUCCAUGGGAGACUGUCCCAUUGUUGAACGGCUCUUCCUGUCAUCCUACAGGGCCCUAAACAGGCUUUCCCUGAAAUAUGGCCCAACCCUGUGCCAUUGAUCUUGAGCUUAUUAUUCUCUUGCUUUGUCUUAUUUUAAGACCGUGUUAUUUAUUUAUUUAUUUAUUUAUUUGUGGGGUGUGCAAGCAGGGCCAGAUGUAGGUAAUGGGGCCCUUUCUAUGUCCAGCUGUCCUUUGUCAACAACAAAUUGUUGCUGUUUUUUGUGUUGAAUAUAUGCUAUACGGUAAAUUAUGGACCUAAUAGGUAUCUAAAGCCAUUUGCGCAUGUUGCCCUGCAACCAGUCCAUGCAGAAUGUCGGCACCCUAUAUAUAGAAAGGAGCAAAGCAGUGAUAUUUAGGGAGCAGGCUAGCAGGCGGGGCCCGAGACUUACAUCACAAGAGCCUACACAAAACAAAACACUGUUGCUGUAUGUAGGUUUUAUUUGAUUUGGGUUUUAUCUUUUUUAUUUUGGAAAUGCACAUCCAGUUUUUUUCCUUUAAAUUUUUUCGGGGCCCCUAAGAGAAUGGGGGCCCCUAAGCUGUAGCUUGUUUAGCUUAUAUGUAAAUCCGGCACUGUGUGCAACUGUAUAAAUGAACAAACAAAUCUGGAGAGCCCUAGCUUGAGAAAGGCUGGCACAGAGCCUCGGAACUGCCCCUCAUGGGCUUCUGAGGCAGAUCUUGCUGAAGAUGAGCAGCCAGGGACUUGCCACAGCCCCAGGCAGGAAAAGCCACCCCCCAGCCCCCUGCAGCCUCUUAGCUGAAGCUCAAGACCACCCGUGUGCAGGAUGAAUCCCUUCCCAGCUACCCCUCCCUCUCCUUCCCUUGUCCUGUAAGCAGAGGUGGCGGCUGGACUGUGGACCUUCUGCAUGCAAAACAGGGGAGCCAGCCAUUUCUCAGGUGGGGCAGCACUGGCAGAGGCCCUGUGGGCAGGCAGAGGGGGCAGGACAGGCCCGGCUGCCCCUUCCUGGGAGAAAGGUCUCUGCUUGGAAAAAGGGCCUGUGCAGCUCUGGCGCAGAGCAGUUGCCCUGCAUGCAGAAGCCCCCCGGCUCAGUCCCCAACGGCAUCUCCAGGUCGGGCUGCCUGGAAGCCUGGGGUGCCCCCGCUGCCCACCAGUGUAGGCCGGGCAGAGCCAGAGGGAGCCCAGGGGCCUGACUCUGCUUCCAAGGCCAGCUGCCUCUCUUCCUGCCUGAAGGGGGCCUCCCAGGAGCAGCCAUCUGGGGGGCUGUGGGAGAGGGCAGGAGAGAGAGGAGCCUUGCUGGGGAUGUGGCGAUGCCCACCCUGCCUCUGUCUGCCUGUCCAACCUUUCCUCUUCUCUUCAAGGUGAGAAAUGCCGGAGUUUCAUUGACCUUGCUCCAGCUUCCGAGAAAGGUAAGAGAUGCGCAUCAGCCGGGGUCACCUUUGCGCAGGUGACAUUGGCAGCGCCUGGAGAGGGAGGGAGGGAGGGAGGGAGUGUGCCUGUCUGCCUCUGUCUCUUAUCCCCCCCCCCCCCGUGUUUUGAUGGUGAGAUCAGCACCGCUGAACCGAGAAAUCCUGUCCUUUUGCAGAGGAGAGCCAAGGCCGUUGUCCUGCCUCGGUUUCCCUGUAAGCAACAGGCGUAUCCUUGCUUCCUUCGCUGGGAGGGAGCCUGUUCAUAACUGGGGGGCAGAACGGCUGCUCCCUGGCGACUCUUUUGCCCCUGUUGUGCCUGUGCUGGAAGUGGCAAGGUCAGAGCAACGCAAGAGCCCUGCUUUGCAGACCUCUAAAAGCCACAAGGGUUGACCUGUCGACUCAGGGUCCCGUGCUGGGGGGGUCUUGCCCCACCUGGGCUUUGCCCUGGUAGCUCCUUCUGCUUUGGGGCCCCCUUCCUUCCUCUCGGAUCCUGCAGGGAUGCCACCUGGCUGCCACUCCGCCUGCCAGGCCCCACGUUUGGUGCCUUUUGCCUUCCUCCAGAGCUGCCAAAGGGGCCGGGGGCUUCCUAGCCCACCUCCUUCAUGGCAAAGAGCCUACUUGAUUGGCCCUCUCCAUUGCCUUUCCAGAUCUCCCCAGAGAUUGGGGGUGGCACAGGGCAGCUGCUGGCACUGGGUAAACAUCGAGGGGACCAGGAGGUUUGGGGCUGGCCUGAGUCCCUGAAGGGCUGCUGCUGCCUUUUCUCCUGUGAGCCUGUCUUUGUGCCCCCCCAGCCUCUUUGUACCCCCCCCAGGUUUAGAUGGGUGACUGCAGGUGGUAACACCCCCCUCCCCCGCUUGUGGGGUUUUCUCCCCUGGCAAAGGUGCGCAGCGCAUCCUUACAGCCGACUUCCAGUUGGCAUUGCUCAAGCCUCAGCACCUGUCGUGGAGACCACCGGCCGCACGUUGCUUCCCUCCUUCCCUUUCCACUGCCAUUGGGCUGAAUUUUGGAUUGUAAGCUUCCCGGGGCUGAGACCUUGUCCUCGUUUCAGCAUCACCAACACUGAUGGUGCUCUCUAAAUAAAAAUGGUGGUUUUAGGCGCUUGGUGAAAUCUGCCCUCUCCGCUCGUGCUGUGGUUUUUAAUCGUGCUGCUUUCUUUGUAUUUAUUUUUUGGAUGCUGAUUUUAGAGGGUAUUUCUUUUGUUGCUUUUUUCUUUUUUUGGUAAGUCCGCAUGAGGACCAUUCAGGGGGAAGGCAGAACAUAAAUUUCCUAAACAAAUAAUGUUUCGCACGUUCUGUUCUCUUCCUUUCCCGAGGCAGGCAGUGAACUCUGAGGACUAGUGGGCUUGUCAUGGCCAGGGAGGGAGGGAGGGAGGGAGGGCUGGGGCCAAAUGAAGGAAUAUGAUUGCUACUAGCCGCCAGUGGGCUAUGAAAUGAACCCCCACCCCAUCCUGGUGGCCCCUUCCCAGAAAACGCUUGCUUCUCUUUGCCUCGAAAGGGCAGAUCCAUGGUUCUGGGAGCAGGGCUGUUUUCCAACUGAGCUUGGAAUCAACCCAGCAGCAGCUCAGCUGGAAACUCCCUUGCUCAGCUUAGGAUCAUAGAAUUGUCAAGUUGGAAGGGACCCCCCGAAGGUCAUCUAGCCCAACCCCUUGCAGCGUGGGAGUCGCAGCUCAAGCUUGCCCUGCCCCAGCCUCUCUGAUCUGAGAGAGCUCCCUCCCGGUGCUGACGGUGUCCCUUGUGCGCUUGCAGGAGUCUUGUGGCUGUCGGUGGUGUCAGAAGUGCUGUACAUCGCUUUGCUGGUCAUCGGCUUCAGCCUCAUGUGCCUUGAGCUCAUCCACUCCAACAACGUGAUUGACGGGCUCAAACUCAACGCUUUCGCCGCUGUCUUCACGGUGCUCUCAGGUAGGUCCCUGCGCAAGCCCAGGAAAUAUUCCGGGAAGUAGCUGCACUCCUUGCAAGGUGAAAACAGCUACUUGGUCGUGGAAGAAAUAAAGAAAAUACUAAGAAUAUCAUUUGGCAAAAGGCCAGAGGCAUUCCUUUUAGGAAUUUUAAAUGAUGAUAUUCCAAAAGACAAAACUAAAUUUUUCUUAUAUGCGACAUCUGCAGCAAGAAUCCCGGUGGCUAAGUAUUGGAAAGGGAAUCAGUUACCCACUAGGGGAGAGUGGUUAUGCAAGCUCUCAGAAUACUUAGAAUUAGCCAAAUUGACAGACAUAAUAAGUGAAGUAAAAAAAGAAUGGGAGUGCCUAAAUCAAUACCUUAAAAGUCAAGGCUGGAGGACAGUAAUCUGGCCGAGUCUGGAAUAACCUUGUGAAGUGAAAGGAUAAGAAAGAGGGAUUUAUAUUUAGAUGUUAGGAUAGAGAUGAUAAGGAAAACAGGAAGACACAAUGAGAGAUAAAGGAGGUGCUGUGGGAUUGGUGGAAGUCAAUGUUUGUUUUUCUUUUUAGUGUUUAUAUUAUUAACUUGUAAGAUAUGGAUUUUUGUUUUGUUUUUUGAAUGUUGGUUUUUGUGUUUUGUUAUUUUUCGAUAUCUUUUGUGUUGUUGUUAUGUGGAAAAUACUAAUAAAAUUGACACACAAGGACAAAAAAAUUAAAUUAAAUUAAAAAAGAGAAAAGAAAACAGCUACUUGGUUGAGCUGGAAUGGUUUGUUUUUGAGGCUGGGGUCAUCAGUGAAGACCAUUUCUUUCCUCUCCCAGAUAUGAGGCUGUCUUGCUCUGAGCUGGACCCACCUUGGUCUACUGCAGAGGGCACUUUCACUGCCUGGCCACAUGGGGCGUUGAACCCAGAACUUCUCGCUCACAAAUAAUAAUGAUGAUAAUAAUUUAUUAUUUGUACCCUGCCCAUCUGACUGAGUUGCCCCAGCCACUCUGGGCAGCUCCCAACAUAUAUAAAAGCAUAAAACCUUAAGCCUUACAAACUUCCCUAAACAGGGCUGCCUUCAGAUGUCUUCUAAAAACCAGAUAGUUGCUUGUCUCCUUGACAUCCGAUGGGAGGGAAUUCCACAGGGUGGAGGCCGCUACCAAGAAGGCCCUCUGCCUGGUUCCCUGUACUGCUGAGCUACAGCCCCCCCUCCAAGCGACAGGACACCUGCUUGGCCUGCAGAAGGUCCCAGGGCUGGUCCCUGGCAGCAUCUCCAGCUGCAGAGGGAGGUGGGUCUCCGGUGAUGGGGAGCUUGCCCCACAGUUGCUGGGCUCGAUGGUGUCCUGGCUCCAAGACAGCCUCAGGGUCUCCCCUGUCCCAGCGAUGGGUCUGUGUUGUGGGAAUGUUCAGGGAUGCAGGAGAGGAUAUAAUGUUUGAUUACAGCCUUUCCAACUUGUGUUAACAAGUUCACAAUUUAGCAGAGCAACAUUCCCCUUUUCAAACUCACAGCGGAUGCGUUUGCUCAGGCUCGCUAAAGCAUCUAUAAUAACUUUUCUGGUAUUUCCCCCUUAUUAAAUUUUCCACAUAAAAGAUAAGACACGACACAGUCUUCUAUAAAAGUACAGUGGUGCCCCGCAAGACGAAUGCCUCGCAAGACGAAAAACUCGCUAGACGAAAGAGUUUUCCGUUUUUUGAGUUGUUCCGCAAGACGAAACGUCUUGCGAGUUCUUGCGAGUUUGUUUCCUUUUUCUUAAAGCCGCUAAGCCGCUAAUAGCCGCUAAGCCGCUAAGCCGCUAAUAGCCGUGCUUCGCAAGACGAAAAAACCGCAAGACGAAGAGACUCGCGGAAUGGAUUAAUUUCGUCUUGCGAGGCACCACUGUAUAGAGUUUACUCACAUUCUGUUCACAAUUGGAUCCCAGAAGGCAGACUUAGCUUAGAAAAGUAACAUACACCUGGAAACUAUCUCAUAAGGAGACAGUCGCUUUGUCCUCUCUUGGUUGGAAGCCAAGAGAGCAUCUUUGGCUAAGCAGAAGUUGCUUCUUCGAUGCAUGUAGUCAAAAAGAGAGAGAGAUGGCUGCCCUGUCCUGUGCUUUUGUCGUUACCUGCACAGGUGAGGCCACGCCCACCCCUAGUCACAUGCAGAGGAAGUCUGUCCCAGCCCAGAAGGAAACAGGAAGUUGACCUGCUGGCUGGACAGACAUUCCUCCCCAUGUGUAAACAUGUUCACUCUAGGAAUGUUGCACUUGACUGCUCUUGUGUUUCGCAUCCCACAUGUGUCUCCUCGCAGGGCUCUUGGGAAUGGUGGCUCACAUGAUGUACACCCAGGUGUUCCAGGUGACGGUCAGCCUCGGCCCGGAAGACUGGAGGCCGCACUCGUGGGACUACGGCUGGUCCUUCUGGUGAGACUGAGCGGCUGAAGGCUCUGCGUGGCUUGUGGGGGGACCCUCAUGGAGGGCCCUCUUGGAAACAGAGGACUCUGCUGGCCCAGCGAUGGGUUAUCAGGAGAGCAAAGCAUAGGAGGCUUCUGCAGGCAGAAACCUUUCUUCCCCCCAUCCCAACUCCAUUAUUCAGUGAUGGCCAAGGAUCAGGCUGCCUUGUCUGGGCUCCUAUUAGUCUCCUGGAGUCCCACAGGCCUCCUGGCACCUCUGGAAUUGCAGGGGAGGGGUCCGUGGGCAUCCCUUCCUCUUUUGCAUCCCCCAGGGUGGAAGGGCAGGGCAAGCGUGAAGAAGAGAGGCUGCUUCUGGCACAGAACAAGGCGUGAGGUGCCUCUCCUGAGCCAAGAGUCUGGGUCUAAGGAAGGAGCUCAUCCUGGACAUCCGCUGCCGGGAGGGGGAAAUGUGCCUGGGAGGUGCUUUGUUGCCCCUCGCCUUGAGCUGGGGGGGGCUGUGCCCCCAAAGGUCAUUUAACUAAGAUUUUACUUUCCUGUUUUAAUAUUCUUUCCUUGAUGUCCUAUGGCUGUUUUAACUGUAUUUAUUAUUAUAUACAUAUGCAAAUAUCUUCUUCCAUUCCCAUUAGUUAUAUAUACUAUAUUCAUUCUUACAUACAUUGCAUUUUGCUUUUCAAAAUACUAUACCAGUCACCCAAAAAACAUUUCCCACCAUAAAUUUCUUUUUCUCCAGGUUGACUUCACACACACACCCCCCGCACCUCCUUACGGCUUCUUCAUGCUUCCUUUUCUCCAUACUGUGUUGUUUUCCACUUUAUUUAUUGUUGUUAAAAAGAAUAGUUCUUCCCUGACUAAUUUCUCCCUCUUUGUUAAGUUUAUUUUCAGCACCUCUUAAUUCCACCCCUCCCCCUUGGACACCGUUGCUUGAAUAGAUAUAUUUCAAAACAAUCCCCUUCCUUUUUAUACCUUUGACUCGAUUGACCCCUUAUUAUAUUUGUUUGAUUGCUAUGAGCCACCUUGAGCACUGUUUGGUGGAAAGGUGAAAUGCAAAUUAAAUAUAUCAGUCAAUCAAUCAAUCUUUAUUACGGUCCAGAGACCCAACAAAUCGUUACAAUGCAAUGCACAAUUCAGACAGCCUACCUCCAGGUUAAACAAGCAUUUUGUUCAGACUUACAAGACAGAGAUCAGUGGUUCUUGCAGCCACCGAUAAAAACUUCGCCGCUGCUAAUGUUCUAGUGUUUGUCCGGUCUUCCAGUAGGAACCUGACAUAAAUAUAUAAAUAUGAAUGAGUGAAUGUCCAGGAUGGGCAUGAGUGAAUGUUCAGGGUGCUGCCUUGGGACCCAGUGCCAGAGAGAGGCAUUGCUGGGGGUGGGGGUCCUGGUCCUGGGUCUGCCCCCCAGCCCCCUUUCUCCCUUCUCCCCUCUCUCUCUGCAGCCUGGCCUGGGGCUCCUUCACCUGUUGCAUGGCUGCCUCCGUCACCACCUUGAACUCCUACACCAAGACGGUCAUUGAGUUCCGCCACAAGCGCAAAGUCUUUGAGCAGGGCUUCCCCGAAGAGGCUGCCUACGCGGACCACGAGCCCAUCACCUACUUCCACGGAAGGUCAGUGGGGCUGGCCUGGGAGGGCAGGGGGCUGUGGGGCAGGGAGAAGGAGUCCGGCCAGCAUCACGCCUGCUCCUCCUUGGGGAGGCAGGGUGGGCAUGCAGAGGAAAAGGAUCCCUCUGGGUGGGUGGUGCCCCAACCAGGGGGCUCCUCCUUUCCUCUGAGCAAGGCGCAGCUUCCUUUUGAUGGGAGAGGAAAUUCCAAUAAUAAUAAUAAUAAUAAUAAUAAUAAUAAUAAUAAUUUAUUUAUACCCCACCCUCCCUGUCCAAAACUGGGCUCAGAGCAGCUAACAUCAAAUGUAUAACACAUCAACAUAAAAUCUGGCAAUCAAUUAAAAUACAUCCUAAAAUGAGAUCAGGAUCAGGAUCAAAUCCAGUCAGAUGGCAACCUGCAGAUUAGGGCGCUCUCUGUCUCUUUCUUGACUCCUCAAGAGGCUUGACUCUUGCUCACCUUCACCCACAAGGACGUUGCCAUUGGAUGGCCAGCACGGCGGGGGGGUCCAAAUCUUUACCUGGGCCCCCCAAUAAUUUCUGGGUUUGUAAUCUAGCUGGAGAAGAUGAUCUGGGUUACUGAAAGUGACAUUUGGUGGAAUGAAUGAAUUUGGCUAAGUGAAGCUCGUCUGAAGGUAAUGACUGGCUGGAGCGGAAUGGGUUUGGUGCAAGAUCUGUUGGGAACAAACUUAGCUCUGUGACGCUGUGAUUUGAAGCUCGCAAAGGGAGGUGGGGAGAGAAGAGGGGCCACUGUGGUGACUCUGCUGCUCGCCUUGGGAAGGAGAUCUUUCCAGGCCCGGCUUGUGUUGGCUUAGGAGGCAGCAGGUGGGUGGGGAGGCAGCAGCCAACAAAACCAUCCCUGAUGCACCAAGUCGGAGUGAUCAUGAACCUCCUGAAGGUGCCCUGGGGCUCCCCCCCCCUUUUGGCUGGGGCAGGGAGCAGUCAAGAGGCAGCUUCUGUGCCUGGAAGAAGGUGGGCAAAACGUUGCCUGGGGUUCCUCUGGCUGGGAGAGCCUUGGGGUCGUGGCAGAUUCCAGCUUCUCAAAAUCUCUCUUGCAAAGAUAUGAGCAGAAUAUUUCCCCCACUGACCUACACCCCAGCCAGGAAGCAACGACAGGAAGGGAAGAGUCCUGUAUUUUAAUGUUUGCUGUCCGAAAGCCAUGCAGUUCUGUUUUUCCCCCGUUUAAGUGACAGCAAUGCUGAUGUUGGGAAGAGAGAACCUUUCCUUCUCCCGCCUUGUUCUGGGCAUGUUGAUGGCCAAGCGCAGGGGCUUUGCAACAGUGACAGCUGGUUGCACAAUGGGAUAUUUCCCUGCUUCCCCCUCCCUUUCUUGCUGGUAACUCAAGGGCUUGGCCUGCCUUGUGAGGAUGGAUGGCGCUUGCAAACAGAUAUAGGAAAUGAGGGGUGGUUGGCUUUUGCUGCCCAGCUCCCCAAGGGACUGAGAUGAGAUGAAUGGAUGGAGUUAGGAUGCAGUGAAAGCAAGGCAGGUCUUUAUUCUUCUGUUGCAAUGGAGUUCCCUCCCUCCUUGCAAGGAGGCAAGAGAGACCCAGAACAAUGGUGCUCAAGCCUCUAGAAAGACUUUUGAAAUUGCCCACCCUGUAGCCCAAGACCACCCUCCAAACAUCAUACAUACAUCACAGAAGGAGACUGUCUCCAGUAGAAAUUUAAGAGUGUUGCUUCUCUCCAGUCUGCCAGGAUACCUGAUAAUGAUUGCAUGUUCUGGGUAGCCUGGCCAUUCCUUGGAGAUGGUCAGUACUUUAGUUCCUGAAUCUCUUGCACAUAUAGUUUGCUCAGCUUAGCAGAUACUUGCCAGGCUGUAUUUACAGGAAGGUGUAAGCAGCCCCUACAGUCCAAAGACCAUUGGAAAGCUUUCCCCAUUUUCUUCCUCCUUGCAGAGAAAUAUCUGCGGUCAAUUUGGGAGAGUCAAAAUGGCUUCAGGAUUGUUCUCCUGUACUAUUUCAGACACGUGGAGUAUAUACUUCUGUAUGUGCAUUUGCCUUGUACGUUUAUGAGCAUUUAUUCUCUAUUGGAGACCUUAGAAUUCUUAUAACAAAACGGAGGUGAUGAAGGGAACCAUGGCAAGUGUUGAAAGAGGCCUUUCCUGCUCCUUGCCUUUCCUGUGGCUCUUCCUGGUUGACCAGCCUGGGCUGGUGGGGUGCAGAGGAUCGGGGCUUGUCCCUGGGAACGAAGCCGGGAAGGAAUUGCAGGGGAGCACCACCAAUUCUGGUGACGUUUCCCUGCAAAAGUCCUUCUUGGACUCUUCCUCUUGCUGCAGUGUCCUACAAGCAGCCUGCUGGACCUCACUAGGCAGAGUGUGGUCCGAGUUCUUACAAAAGCAGAGCAAAGGGUUGUGUGUCCCCUGUAGCAGGGUCAAUUCCGCAUUGGGGGGUGGGAUAUGGGUAAGGUGAUCUCAUCUGAUCUUCUGGGAUCCUGCAGCCGUGGGCAGGGCAGGGCUGUGGGGGUUCAGUUCUGGAAUGGCUGCACACCCCGGGCCACACUCUUUUGAAGGCAGAGAGGUAGAAACAGUGCCCCCUUUUCCUGACCCCCCCAGCCUUUGCUUUGCGUGUGAGGAAGGAGGAAGAGGCAUGUGGCUGUAGCUCUGCAACCCUGGAGAGGCGCUGCUGCCAGUCAGUGUGGGCACUGCUGGGCCAGAUGGACCCAAGGGCCUGACUGUGUCGCUGUGUUUCCUGCGGCUUUGGCUGUGGAGGCGACUGGGCUCCUCCCGGGCCCCAAUCCGGCGGGGGAGUCGGCUCCUGCUCAAGGCGCGACUUGUAUGUUCUCUUUUCCAGGCUGGAGGAGGAAAGAGGUGAGACGGGGGACGUGAGGCUAGCAUGCCUCCAUGGCUACUCCUCCAAUAGUAAGUGCCGCCUGUCUCUGACUCGCUGUCUGUCUUGCAUGGCGGCUCUCCGGGGCAGCAGGCCUGGCGCAGGGGGGGCAGGAUGUGGGGUGGCACAGACUGCCAAGGGCCUCAGUAUCCGAGGCCACACAACCCCCUUCCUCUUGGCUCUUUUGGAGGGGUGCCCCCACCCCCAAUUCCUGACUUCACCCUGUCUCUCUGGGCAUUGAAGCCUCGCCUUGCUUCAAGGGGCAAGCAAAGUGGCCCAAACCUCAGUGUUGUGUGUGUGGUGGGGAAACCAUCUGUGCUUGUCUUCAUGUCACUGAAAGCCAAAGUGGGGGGGGGGCUGCGUUUCAAUAGCUGCAUCUGUCUUGUCCUGCUGCAUUUGUCGUUCGGGCUCCACCUGCUUAGCUUGCAUGGGGAACAAGGACUUGCCCAGCAUGGCGCUCUCACGCAGCUGAGGUUUAGCAAAGUGCGCCUUAAUUUGCAAAGGAUCUCAUGGCUCAGGUUUUGCAAAGCUUCUUUGGCUCAGAACGCCAAUAACUCGCCUUGCGAAUGGAGAGCAAUUUUGGAUGGUGGAAGGUGCUUCUCAUGGCCGAAAGGGUUGCACCGGUGGCCACUCCUGUUUUUUGACCAGGUGACUCUCCUCAUGCCAUUGACACCCCUCCCUGCACCCCUUUGCCCUUGCAUUAAUCCUGUAAGGGGCCUGAGAGAGAUGACUGGAGGGCUUCCAACCAGGCCUGCCCCUCUCGCCUCCCCAAUUGGACUCCUACCAGUAGCAAAAUGGGCUGGGCUCAUUUCUGAACCAGUGGCAGAGGUGCCUGAAUGCUUGAUGCUUCUGUGUUGACUUCGUGGGCUGUGGAAAUCCCGUUUGGCCCGCCGCCGUGUGUCUUGCAGGGUGAUUUAGUAAAGGAGUGCGAGUUGUGCUUCAGAGUAACGUUUUGUGGAUGUCAGAAGAGCCCCUUGGGCCGAAGGGCUGUCUAAAUCCGGAACUCUCCCUGGUGCCUCUUCCGUUCCCCGAGGGCGCCUGGCACUCAGAGGUUUCCUGCUUCUGGCGGAACCUCACGGCUGGGCCAAGAGGCAGGUGCCAGCUAUGCCCGGCCAUGGAAGCCGCCUGAGCCAGGGCCCAGCGCUGGGGGAGCCAAUGCCGCCCCUGCCCUUUCCUCUGCUGCCCUCCAGUGCCACGGGGAGAUGAUCAGCCCAGGCCUGGUGUGACCAGGCACACGCCCUCCACCCAAAAUGCUGGCACCUCCACGUGGACGGGGUGGGCAUCUUCUUCUCUGUACCAUUUGAGUUCUGCUUUGUCUGUUUCACUGAUCUCCAAGGACCAGGUGGUGUCCCUGUGGGCAAAGACAGAGAAGGGGGCUGCCAGUUCUUAUUUACUGAUUGCUUAUUAUUUACACCACACUUUCCAGAGUUACUUUCCAGUUUUCCAGUCACUUACCUUUUCUGAUCUUUUGGGGAUGUGGGGUUCUUGCACAACAACUCCCAAUCAGCUUCCGUUGCCCAAACUGAAUUUAUCAGUAUGUAGCUGACCCCCCCAAAAAACCCCACACCCAGAGACCCGAAGUUCUUCACCUGAGUGACCAUGUUGGAUGGCCAUCGCUCAGGGAUUCCCUAGCUGACUAGAUGAUCCUUGGAGGUCCCUUCCAACUGGACAAUUCCGUGGUUCUGUGAUGGGCUGUGUUGCCCCUCUGACUUGGCACUUUGAUUCUGUGGCUGAGCUGUGUGUUGGGGGGGGGGGACUGUGCAUGCCUGACUCACGUGGAAUCAAGCUGCCUUCCUAUAACCUUCCCGGACAAAAGGGAUCCAGCCAGGGCGGUCCUUUCUGCCACAUUUACCAUGUCUGUGUGACAGGGACUUGUUCCUUGUUCCUUUAAAGCACCUUUAUCUCGCUUUCCCAGAGCGGCUUACAAAGGCCAGUGUUAAGGCACUCCCUGCGUUUGAGCUCACAGUCUAAAAGACACAACAGUAGAGGAAAAGGGAUUGGGAGGGAGGAGGGGGAAAGGAAACCUGCGGCUGCUUCUUGGCAACAGAGCUUUUGUAAAGGACCAGCUGGAACGGAGAGAUUUCAAGGAGAAGAGCAGAAUGUUGCUGGUUUUCCAGGAGUCCCCCCCCUCUCCUGCUGCAUCUGGGCUUUGCCUCGGCCAGGGCUGUAGCCCAGGGGGGGCAGCAGCUGCUGUACACCCAGGAAGUCUCAUUACGCCUGGGGCAGAGCCCUGCCUGAAACCCUGGAUCACUGUCAGUGUGGACCACAAUGAGUAGGUUGCCCAGGCACAGGCAGCUUCCUCUGGGCAAUUGAGGCCGUUUGCUGCAGCCCUGCCAUCCUUUCCCCCCAGUGUAGACUGGAUCCUCCUUUUCUACCUCUGCUUGUGCAUGGACGCUUUGAUAGCCGCAGUGCUUCUCUGAGUCGCCUUGGGGGCAUAUGAUGGGAGGAGGCGCACGUCCGGCUUGAAGGAAUCUCUGGCUGCAAGGGAGGCUGGCUGUGUUUUGGGCAGAAGGGCACACCUGCCCUGCUGUUGGCAAGAGAGGGCCAAGCAAAGUCUUCUGCUGAAGGCGCAACUGGAAGAGGGGCUGGCUUCCUGCAGAGUCUGCCCAGGCCAGCUGGGCUCCCUGCUCCCCGAAGGAGCCCCUAAGCAGAACUUGCACGUGGGACAGCCAGCAGCCCUUGGCUGAGUCACAGCAGGUGGGAUGGGCAGUGCCAUCCUGCCAGCUUGAGCCCUUUGCCCAAUGGUCAUGGAGGAAGCAGACAGCAGGAGCCCUUCCCCCCCAGCCUGUGGGCACCCAGUCUGUCGUGGUUGGCCUGCUUACUGUGGCCAGGAUCCCAGGUGGAAUUUCUGCCUCCCACUACAAGCACCCUCUGGUGCCCUUCCAGUUUUGGGGAUUCAGCCCCUGGCAGGUUCAGGAGGGAACUGCUGUGCAAAAGACCCCCACAGACCCCUUUUUUUGGUGAGAAGGAGAAAAGGCAUGCAAGCCCUUUGCCUCCACCUGCCCUCAAAAUUCUUAUUGCAAACUCCCCCCCCCCCAAUUUGUCUUUGAGUGGGGAGAGCUGCAUGCAUUUGGAGCAGCUGCGGCCUUUGCUUACGGGACCUGAAAUGUGCCGGCCAGGAGGAGAGUGAAAACUCUCGGUCUCUUGCAGGGCUGCACAACACUCAGCUGUGAAGCCGCAGCGAAACGCCAGGAGCCACGAUGGGCAGAGGAGCGCCUCGCGGGCCCCGUCCAGCUCUCCCACCAGCACCACCAAUUCUUCCCCGCUUUCGUCGGAGCCCAGCAGCCGCCUCGCCUCCCCUGAAGCCAGGCAUCUGGAUGCGGCCCCAGCCGCCGCUCGAGGGACUGCUGAGCACGGCCGCCUGAAUCCAAGUGCGCAGGCGGGGGUGUCGGCAGCAGGACCUGGGCCCCUGGCCCCUCGCCAACCCUCAAGGCUGGCAUCCCACCCAGCCCCCCCGAGGCCCAACCUGGUGCCAGAGAACAUGAUGCGCAGAGCCCUGCUGCCUCGCCAUGGCAAUCCUCCUGAGAGCCGAGAGUUCCUGGCCGCGGCAUCAGGAAACCAGCUGGCAAGGCAGAUGCGUGCCCAGCCUCUUGGGCAUGUGAAGCUGGCAGAAGAGGACGUGAGAGCAGCUCAGGAAGAGGACUUGAAGAGGUUUGUGGGUUGCGCGAGGGGCCUGCUGCCAAAAGGCGGCCUCAUUCUGCACUGGGGAUUGCGAGAGCCUCUCUGCUCAGCUCUGUAGGAAUGAGUCCCAUGGUAGCGUCAAGGAGGGAGCUGUUCCGCCUCAUUCAUCCAGGAAGCGGCCAAGGUGCCCUCUUGGGGCUCUUGCUGGGUGCUUUGCGGGUGUUGCGGGUGCCAACACCUGCCUCUUCCUACUGAGCUGCAGUGUCAGAGUUCAGCCAUGGCAACGGCAAGAGGCUCUCUAUAUGGUCCCAGGCAGCGCUUUAGAAAAAUGCGGCAAGGGGAAGUGUUGUGCGUCUGUGACACUGUUGUCCUGCAGACCUAAAAGAGAGUUGAAUGGGGUGCCCCCUCCCCUGGGAUGUGUGGCACAUGAAAUGCCCGUGGUGUGCAAGGAAUGUUUUCUUGCCGUGCGCACUGGCACAAAGGCACUUCCCAUCCCUCUCCCAGCAGGUGUCUAGACUGGAGAGCAGGUGGCAUGAAAGGGGCGCAAGCAGUGCUGGCAGAGGGAGGGGCUGCUCAGCGCAUGAUGCCCACCCUUCCCUUUCUCUCUUCCCAGCAGAGGCCUGGUGACCCGUCAGGAGCUGCUGGCGGUGGAGCAAGAGCUGCAGGAGGUCCGGGAAGAGCUGAAGUGCCUCCGCUGGAAGGUCCGGCACAUCGGGGAGACGGUGCAGCCGCUGGCCGAGGAGAGCAAGCGCUACAAUGGCUACACCCUGACGGAGCUGAAGGCCCUGGUCCAGUCCGAGAAGGACCCCUGCAAAGCCGCCCACAAGAUCCUGGCGCUGCUCUUCAGCGACGUCUACCUGCUGCAGCAUUUGGCGGCAGCCGACCAGGCCUGCAACUCCAGGACCCUCCCCAGACCCCAAAUGGACCCGGAGCUCUACACGGUCUACUGCGACAUCCUGCAGAGCAUCUUCCCUGGGCUGAGCAGCCAGGCCCUGCGGGAGAGGACGCAGCUGGGCGUGUAGGAAGGCCCAAGCCCCUGGGGACAGAGGGCCAGCAGGCCGGGGGGUGACUCUGGCCCCAUCCUCGGCCCUUUCCCACCGCUAGAGGCCUGGGGAGAAGCAGGUGGACCUGGCUUGGGACAACCCUGAGUCUGCAGAACACAGCACAUAUUCAUUCAUAGCUUUUUUAAAAAAGAAGACGACAGAUAUGUAUUAAAUAUUGCUGGUUUUGUUUUUUAAAAAGUUGCCUCCUGCUUUCUGUGCCGCUGAUAUUUAGUCAAGGUUUUUGUGUUGCAGUCUCAGGGAUUCCAUCCUCGGACGCUGCAGUCUGUGCAGCUGCUUCAAGGCGAUGGUGUGUCCUGCUGUGGGGGAAGCUUUGGCAGAUGCUGACCCCUUCUUUGGGGCAAGGCUCUCCUGUGGGGGGCCGUAAGAGGGGGCCACGGCCUUGGCCAGCCAUGCAUCUGGCCCCCUUCUCUCUCUCUGGUCUUCCCUGCCAUAGCUGGCUGUCGGCACUUACAGAUCACUGCCUGCGCCGCAAACUCGGCCUCCAA
Molecule: messenger RNA, 25752 nt
Organism: Podarcis lilfordi (Lilford's wall lizard)
Lineage: Eukaryota; Metazoa; Chordata; Lepidosauria; Squamata; Lacertidae
Source: the annotation of a GenBank genome assembly